Molecule: messenger RNA, 5598 nt
Organism: Stylonychia lemnae
Lineage: Eukaryota; Ciliophora; Spirotrichea; Sporadotrichida; Oxytrichidae
Source: the annotation of a GenBank genome assembly
AUGAACAAAAGACUCCUAUUUAUAGGCGGUGGAACCUUCACGGUUUUAUUAGCAAUCUUUGCAGUACUAUCGAGCAACAAUGAUGAUUCACUUAUCACAAGAAAGUCAUCACAAUCUUUCUUAACCUUCGAACAAGUUACCUAACUCUCAGCCAGUGAGAGUCUAAUUGACAAUAACAGUGAUCCUUCUAAAAUGGAAGCAGUUAAUCCAAAGCAAGUUAUGAACCUUACAAGACUCAGUAACACUAUCUAAUACAUGAUUGGCUAAGCUCUUGAUGUCAACGCAACAAGAAGAUCAGCAAUCAUCACAACAGAUAAGGUUGUCUACAGAGGAAAUGAUACCGUCUUUGUUGAGGUACUACUUAUAGAUGCUGUAACAAACAGACCAGUACAACUUCCAGCAUAAGCAACUAAUGUAAACGAUACCUUCAUCAGAGUCGAUAUUGGGUUGUAUAACGCUGCUGGAUAGCCACUCAAUUAAUCCAACCCAUUCAUAUCCUAGAACGUUACUAAUCUUACUGGCCCUGCUGUAUCAGUCGUCUUCAAGCUCCCUCAAGAUAUUAAUUAUGGUGACUAUGCCAUUAGAGUUGCUGGUGUUAAAUUUGCACCGGCUUCUAAAAUUGUGCAAGUCAGGAUGACUGGCCAAGAUGUCUAACCAUAUCAAUAGCAACCACCCGCAUACAAGAUUCAAUCAUAAGCCUUCGGUGAUAGUUUAAAUAUUAACGAAACCAUUUAUGGUAAAGUUAUUAUUCAAUCACUUACUGGAGAGCCUCUUCCAAAUAACGUCGCUAUUAUCUUUGAUGCAGGGGCUGAAACUGAUGGCGAAUAAACCAUGUAGCUUGUAUAAGAUGGCCAAGCAUACUUCUACUUCACUCCAACACCAGCAUUCUUAGGAAAUAGUAGACAGCUCAGAAUAAUAUGUACUGCUUAUGACUCUGACUUUACCAGCUACACUGCUGACAUCAUAGUUCUCAACAUUAAUCGCCCAGACCUCUAAUCUAACCAAACAAAACCAUAGAAUCAAUAAUAGUAGUAAUAGUAGUAAUUUAACCCUAACGGAAUUAAUCCAAACUCUAUUAAAACCUAUUUCCAAACAGAAGCACUCUCCGAUUUGGUUGUCAAUGUAUCUCAAAAGGUUUACUUCUACACCUAUAUUAAUCCAAAUGGUGAUGAGCCUACCAACGAUGUUUUCAAUUUCGGGUAAGGUUAGAUCAGAGCCUACAACCAACUACAGGCAAAUAUGACCGCUAAUCCAAUCAAUGUCACCGCAGUGAAUCAGAUCUACAGUGGCUUUGGUGUCUUUAACUUCUAUCCAAGAGAAUUCCUUACCUAUUUCCUAGAAAUUAGAGUCCCUAAUCUUGUUAUGGACGUUGAGAGAAAUCUUGAUAUCAGAAGAGAUAACAUUUCAAUGAAAGGCAACCACAUCCUAGAUAACGGAGUUGUUAGAAUCCCACUUGUUGUGGAAGGAUUCUAAACCAGAAGAAACAGAUUCGACUCUAUGAUUGAUAUCCAAAACAAUCCAAACAGCUUUAAGCCAACUUUCAAUGAAGACCUUUUAAUUGAUUACAACUUCACUGAAGUAGAGCCAACUUCAGGUUUCACCUAUAAAUAUGAUGGAAAUCUUUGGACUAUUGGAUCAGUAAAUAUGCCACCACUAUUGGUUUUCAGCUCAUUCCCUAAUCCAGAUAACUUCAAUAAUACUCUUGGUUUCUUCUACAAUUAUACCUAAGGUUUCAUUCCUAACCCACAGAAUGGACUUCUCCCAUAGACAUUGACAAUGAACACUAUUACUUUUAAUGCUUCUUUAGUUGUUUCCAAGUUUGUUGCCAUUGCCAGACAAGCCCUAUUCAAUCUUGAUGAAGGCAAUGCUACUCUCCUAAACUUCACAAUGAACAACACCCUUGAUGCAGCUAUUCUAUCUAAACUCUUCCCAGGAAAUAGCCUUCCAACUCAAAACUCUUUUGGAAAUUAUGGUCCAUCAUGGUUAAAGCAAAAUGCAAAUCUAACAUAAGCUCCUCCAGCUGCCAAGAAUAUUACAAGAGUCUAAGCCGGCCCAGAGGUUGUUGUUGCUCUUCUUAACUAAAACAGAUAACCAACUAGAACUGUUGCAAACAAUGAAGAUAUUAAUUUGAACAUCACUACUAAUAACUUCGUUGACCCUAAUGAUUACUAUCUCAUAUUGAUUAAACAAAAGGACAGAAUCCUUUAUUCAGAGGCCAUAAAACUCUCAAAAGCAUCAUCAAAUGUUAAAACUAUUAAAGCUACUAGCUUUAACAUGCCAAUGGGAGGCAUCAUGAAUGCUAACAUUUACAAGAUAACAGAGGAUUAUUUCCUAUUCCAAAACACAACUAAUGGAACCCUCUGCGAUUAUAACCUCCUAGAAUAAUUAAUGCUUAAUGGAACUCUUUAAGUCUAGAAGAAUGGUUCUGUAAUCUAUUAAGGAAAAACUAUAAAUGCAACAAAUGCAUCCCUAUAAGCCUUAAAUCCAUUGAACUCUUCAAUUCCAUACACUCCACUUCCUAUAAAUUGCGUCCUCAUUACUCUUGAAUAAGCUGCUAAUUUCCUAGAACAAAAAGGCUCUAUCUCAUUCUUCAAGAGACCUUCUGCAAACCUAACAGUUGAAAUUGUGACAAACAAGCAAAAUUACAUGCAAGGUGAGCAAGUCAAUGUCACUGUUAAUGUUAGAAAUGCUAACAAUAAGAAUCUUAUCACAGAUCCAGGUUAUCUUUAUGUCUCAACCACUGAAGACAAAGACCUUAAUGAAACACUUAUGCCAGAUCUUCCAGCUCAACUUUAUCUUUUCCAAGAUAUUGAUGAAAGAAGAUUUGAGUAAUUAAACCCAGGAAAGACCAUUGGCUAAUAUUUCAUGACAUAAGGAGCAAAUAGUUCUGACCUUGCUCUAGAGGUCAUCUUAGCUGCCUCAUAACUUAGAAACUUAGUCUUUGAAUUCGAAUAUUUCCUUCAAAUGAGCAGAGAUCUUCAAUUUGGACGUGGAGGCAAUUUGACUAUUACAGAUGUCAUUAAUCUAAGUCAAAUGUACGGAUUCAAUUUCUUAGGCGGAUAAGGACCAGAUAGCUAACUUAUGAUGUUCAACAUGAUGGAAGUAUUGCAAGCCCUUCCACCUUCAGAAGGUAUUAACUGGCCAUACAGAAGAACAUUCGCUCCAACAAGCAUUAUGAUGAAUUAAACUCAACCUUUAACUGGCCUUAAUUGGACUCACUUAACACCACCAAACUAUAAUAGAAGUGCUAACAUCGACUGGACUGAGACUCUUUUCUGGGGAUCUGGCAUUAAGACUGUCGGAGGAAGAGCUAACGUUACUUUCGCGACCAGCGAUUUAAACACUGCUUAUAGAAUCUAAGCUAAUUUCUACUCUAACGUAGGUGUUGCAACUUCAUACAAAAGAUUCACUGUUGGAAAAGCAUUCAACUAUAGAUUCAAAAUGCCAUCACAAAUGGCUGUAAAUGACACAUACAAUGCCACUCUUACCAUUGAGAACUUCUCACCAUCAAACAUCACUAUCUAAGUUAUUCCACUUCAAUUGGAUAACAGCAGUCUCUUAGUUACAACUGACAAUGGAAGUGACCUUAGUCUCUUUAGAUUCUAAUCAUUAGCCAACAGAACUCAAACCUUUAAUGUUAAUGUAACUCCAUUGAAAGCUAUCAAGAAAGCAUCUCUAACUCUUGCAGUCAGAGGUAAUGCUAGUGAUUUACUUAGUAAUUACAGCGAAGUAUUCACUAACUCAUACAGAGUCUUCAACAGUGGCCUAACCAGAAAAUUCUUAUAAGCUGGUGCAAUCUCAACUAACUCAAGUGACAAUUCAAGCUCUGUAAACUUUACUGUUUCAUUCCCAGAGAAUGUUACUAUAAAUACCACCCAAGGAACAAUAUAUUUAACUACUUAAUUAUUCUCCACCUUAACAACUUUCGUUAAUCUUUUCGAAUAAGUUGAGCCAGUUACUUCUGAUGAUAUUAUUGGUAGAAUUGAUAUCCUCUAAAUGCUCCUAGAUCAAAUGUAGCCUAUGCUUGCCUAAAUGGGACCCAAUCUUCCGCCUUCAAUAACUGGAUUCAUUAAAGAAAUUAACUGGAAACAAACUUAAUACUUGAAAAAACUAAUGACUUAUGCUAUUAACUCAGGCUCAUUUUAAUCACCAAGUUAUCAAGGAUUUGACAACUUCAGAGGUGAUAACACUACCGACACUAGAAAGACUGGUUCAAUUGUCAACACAGCUUAUGCUGCCUUCAUUCUAAACACAAAUCCACAACUUCUUAGAAACCUCAAAGGUGCUAACGAAACAUACUAAGCUGCUGUUAAAUAUCUUCUCCAAAAAAGAAGCUCAAAUGCAAUUCUGACCUAAAAAGAUACAGAUUCAGAUUAUACCUAUAGAAUCGGUUAAGUUACUCUCAAUGCUUUCUACACAUUAUGCCUUAAUCAAUUAAGAGUUAAUGCUUCUACCAAUGUGACUGUUAAUAACACAUAAGAAAUCAGAGCACUUAUUACAGCUAUUAACUCCACCACUAAUUUCUCUAUUAACGCAUGGCAAAAUAUUACUUCUGAUCCAUAUCAACUUGCUUUGACAAUAGUUGCUGUUGCUACUGCAAACCAAAGUUUCAUUACUCCUUAGAUCUAAAAUUUUACUCAGAAUGUUACUAUUCCUCAACUUCUUAAGCACUUUGACAAUAUGACUGGUGCAGUACAACCUGCUCCAUAAACUGUUAACAUUACCUAAUCUCCAUUCAACUCACAAGGAAAUGAUAGAGUUGUUGAACAGACAUCCUGGUCAAUCAUGGCUUUAGCAAUGGUCAACGCAACUAGAUACGCUCCAGCAAUUAGACUUGCUGCUAACUUCUUAAGAAGACAACAUCCAAUGGCUAUCAUCUAAAAUGGUUAUACUCUUGACAUUAUGCUCAGAGCUCUCUAAAUGAGUGAAAUGAUAUCAAACUAAGAACUCCUUGGAUAGUAAGAAUCAGCAACUGUUUAAGUCAGUUACAACGGCUCAGUAUUGUAAUCAAAUUAAUUCUCAGGAGGCUCAGGCGCUAUUUAUAAGCUCAACAUUAGCAACCCAGUCUUUAAAGCAAAUACCACUGGAAAUUUCACCUUUAAGGUUACUCAAGCUUCCAACGAUACUAAACAAAUCUUCUAUUUCGCAGACUUGAGUUAUGUUGAUAACAAAUUCAAUGGUGUUCCUCCAAGACCUAAUGAUGUUAACGUGUCAAUCUCCACUAACUACACUCAAAAAGAUGUUAGAGACAAAAAUUUCACUAACCUUUAUGGUUACGCUGUAACUGUCCUCAACCAAGAUCAAUUAAGAGCUUCUAGCCCAGUUUACGUUACAUUGAGAAUCCCAGCUUGCCUUGACACAGACCAAAAACUUCUAUCUGAUUCUUUCAGAUCUCAAAAGGUAGUAGUUGCAGACUUUAUUUCUAAUGAUGAUGAGCAUCUUUUUACAGUUCUUGUAAAGCCAAUUGAAGCCAAGAAAUCUACUGUAUUUAAUGUUGCAGUAAGAUAGGUAGACCAAGGUUCUUGCAAAAUGAGAUACGUUACUGCUAAGAACAAAGGUAGCGGAGAAGAAUAUGCUCUCAAGUUUAAUGGAAUUUGA